UGAGCGCGACCGCACGGACGUAAACGCUAAAAGUGCAAUUUGUGUGAAAAUAGUGAUUAAGUGAACAUUUUAAUAUGUAUCAUUAUAAUGUGACGAUGACUCCGAUCAUUACUGUUACGAAGAAAAAUCGAAGUGAUGAUGGUGAAAGUGUUGAAUGUAGCCUUCAAGCCAGGCUACAGAACAAAGCAAAUGUAAAUAUGGCGUACAAAAUCAAUGAUUAUUAUGACGAAGCAUUGCCAAAAAAUGAAUUAAAACUAGUAGUACCAGUAAGGAGAUGGGAAAAGCGAAUGGGCUUCGUUACCCCUAUUCGUUGGACGAGUUCUAUAACAAUAAUUUUAUUUCACAUUGCUGUUAUCAUAUAUAGUUUAUAUGUAAUUUCUAUUGAUGGGGCUCCUAAUUGGAAAACUGUAAUCUUUUCAAUAUUUUGCGGAGGUUUUAGCGGCUUUGGUAUAACUGCAGGUGCGCAUCGCUACUGGACACACCGGUCCUAUAAGGCUAAACUUCCUCUACAAAUAAUAUUGAUGAUAUGUUACUCAAAUGCUGGACAGAACAGUAUUCCCGAUUGGGUGCGGGAUCACCGUCUUCAUCACAAAAUGUCAGAGACUUCUGCAGAUCCACACGACGCCAAUAGAGGGUUCUUCUUCGCGCAUAUGGGCUGGCUUAUGAUGAAGAAGCAUCCACACGUCAUUAGAGAAGGGAAUAAAAUCGACAUGAGUGACAUUCUAAGCGAUCCUUUAGUUAAAUUUCAUACAAAAUAUUUCUACAUUUUCAAAAUUCUAAUUUGUUUCGUACUGCCAACCCUCGUACCAAUAUUUCUAUGGGAUGAAACGAUAAAAACAGCUAUUGCAGGCACCUUGAUUCGAUAUUUUCUUAGCUUACAUUUUACAUGGUCAGUUAACAGUUUUGCCCAUUUAUGGGGAAAUAAGCCAUACGAUGUCAAUAUAAUGCCAACGGAAAAUUGGAAAGUAUCACUUGUAGCUAUGGGCGAAGGCUGGCAUAAUUAUCAUCACAGCUUCCCAUGGGAUUACAAAGCGGCAGAACUCGCCUACUUAUUGAACUCGACGACAUUUUAUAUCGACUGUUUCGCAUCAAUUGGUUGGGCAUACGACUUGAAGCAAGCAUCACCCUCACUUAUAAAAGCCGUAAUAAAUAGUCGAGGUCCUAAAGAACAUAAUCAUUGA
Molecule: messenger RNA, 1181 nt
Organism: Nymphalis io (European peacock)
Lineage: Eukaryota; Metazoa; Arthropoda; Insecta; Lepidoptera; Nymphalidae
Product: acyl-CoA Delta(11) desaturase-like
Exons: 6
Coding region: 75-1181 (368 amino acids)
Biological process (GO): unsaturated fatty acid biosynthetic process
Cellular component (GO): endoplasmic reticulum membrane
Molecular function (GO): stearoyl-CoA 9-desaturase activity; iron ion binding
Source: RefSeq, a predicted model, not a curated record